This is a messenger RNA of Loa loa (African eye worm), 474 nucleotides long. RefSeq lists its product as hypothetical. Lineage: Eukaryota; Metazoa; Nematoda; Chromadorea; Rhabditida; Onchocercidae. The transcript has 2 exons. The record is from RefSeq and is a predicted model, not a curated record. The coding region runs from base 1 to 474 and encodes 157 amino acids.
AUGAUAAAACGUUUGAAGUUAUAUGAUAUGUGGUCAACAUCCUAUACUGUGAUGUGUUGUCAACUUCCUAUACUAGGUGAAAAUAACACCGUGACACCUCUACCAGUCGAAUUGAACGAGGGUGAGAAGGCAGCGAAUGGACUUGCGACUAGAGCGCCAAGCGCUGAUGGUGAAAAGAUGGAAGGGUUUAGAGCAAAUGGACACAUAAUGGCCGGUGAAAGUACAGAUGGUGAUACAAUACCUGGUGAUAACGCAUUGGGCGAUAAGAUGGACGGUGCCAGUGCAGCAGGACUUAGGAUGCCGGGAUUAAGGGAAAAUGGUGAUAAGACAAGCGUAGUAAAUGCUACUGGUGACAAGACGGCAGGACUGAAUACACUUGGACACAGGAUCGUGGCGAGGAACGCACCUGGACUUAAUAUAGAAGGACCAAAAACUGAUGGAGAAAGAAGUGCUAGCGAAAAUACUAGCAGGUGA